UCCCUCCCGCUCUGUUGCAUUCAUCCAUUCUCUUAACCCUCCAUCCAUCCAUCCCUCCAUCCACCCAUCUGUCCAUCCACCCAUUCACUCCCAAGGGCGUCACAAGGGAGUGACACAAGACCCGACCGAAAGGCGCAUACAUGUAUGCGCGUGUAUGCGUGAGUCCUCCUUGUAUAUGCGUCUGGUCUGCCCGUGGAUCCGCUGACAUGAGGAGCUGAAACAGAACCGAACAGGAGGAUGAAAAUGCUCCGGUUUCGCAGCCCCAGCAUCCGCUCCCUGGACCAGGAGGUCCUCUGCACGAUCCGGUUACUGGACGACUCCGAGGUCUCCUGCAGCAUCCAGAGAGACACCAAAGGCCAGUUCCUGUUGGACCAUGUGUGUAACCACUACAACCUACUUGAGAAAGACUACUUUGGUAUUCGAUAUGUGGACCCAGAGAAACAGAGGCACUGGCUGGAGCCCAAUAAGCCCGUGGUGAGGCAGAUGAAGUCAGCUCAGCAGCCGUACACGAUGUGCUUCCGGGUCAAGUUUUAUCCCAACGAGCCAAUGAAAAUCAAGGAGGAGCUCACCAGGUAUCUGCUGUACCUCCAGCUGAAGAGAGAUAUCUACCAUGGUCGUCUCCUCUGUCCUUUUGCUGAAGCUGCAUAUCUGGGAGCCUGCAUUGUACAGGCUGAGCUCGGGGACUACGACCCAGAGGAGCACCCAUCAGACUACAUCAGAGACUUCAAGCUGUUCCCUAAACAAUCCCUCAAACUGGAGAGGAAGAUUAUAGAAAUACACAAGAACGAGCUCAGGGGCCAGUGUGCUGCAUUAGCAGAGUUGAACAUGCUCCAAAGGGCUCACAGUCUUGAAACGUAUGGAGUUGACCCCCACCCAUGCAAGGAUUUCACAGGCUCCACAGCCUUUCUUGGGUUCACAGCCACAGGGUUUGUGGUCUUCCAGGGAAACAAGAGGAUCCACCUCCUGAAAUGGAAUGAUGUUAGCAAGCUGAAGUUCGAAGGGAAAACCUUUUACGUUAUUGGGAUACAGAAAGAGAUCUCCUUAACAGGCAGGAUUCACUGUAACAGGAUGUCAUCACUGAAGAAACUGGUGUUGACAUUUCACACCUCAACCCCUGCAGCAUGUAAGCACUUAUGGAAGUGCGGGGUGGAGAACCAAGCCUUUUACAAGUGUGCAAAGUCAAGUCAGAUAAAGACUGUUUCUAGCAGUAACAUCUUCUUCAAAGGCAGCAGGUUCAGAUACAGUGGAAGAGUAGCCAAGGAGGUGAUAGAAGCCAGCUCUAAGAUUCAGAGAGAGCCACCAGAGGUGCGCAGAGCCCAGUUUGGUCAGAGUCGAAGUUUUAACUCUCUGAGCCAUAAAAACCUCAUCAUGAACAUGGAACCGCUGGUACCUGCACUGCCCUCCACCAACGAGUAUGAAGAGACAGCCACAGAUAAUGGUGUUGUUGCUGUGAAGGACUCUGCCCCCUUGUCUCCUCUCAAACCUUCAGCCGGAACUGCAGACACAGAGCAACAAGGUACUGAACGAGGAAACUCUGCUGUAGGCAACGACCUACAGCUUCCCCGUGUUUCCAUGGAAACUUCAAAUCUCCGACCUCAGACGCCCAAAGCUGAAGAUGAAGUGGAGGAAGAUGACGAGGCCAGCGGCCCACUCACCAUUUCUGAGCUUGUCUACAGCCCCUGCGCCAGCAUGCUUCCCACCCCAGUGGACGACAGUCAGGGAGGCGUCGACUUGCUCUUCUCCUCUCCAGUGCAGAGCCCUGCCAGACUGCUGAGGGAGCUCCAUGCAGACCCCGACAUCCAGGCCCAGCUGGAGGCUGAGAGGGAGCGAGAUCGGGCCUAUGAACGCACCAGACUGGCUGCUAGAAGUCGAAUGGGUGGGGUCCUGAGCAGCAGCCUGCGCCUGCUGUCGUCCAAUGAGAGAGUCAACGCAUGUGUGCUGAGCGUGGCCCGCUUUGUUGCCGUGGUAAUGGGCGUCCUGCUCGUCACUGUACCCACACUGCUGCUACUGCUGGAGUCAGACAUCGACGUGUCGUUCCUCCACGAGAUCCGCCAGACGCCAGAGUUUGAGCAGUUUCACUACGAGUAUUACUGCCCGCUUCGGCGCUGGAUCCUGUGUAGGAUCAGCAUGGCCAUGGAGAACAUCUGGUCAGACUGAAGAGGAGAAGGAGGAGAGGGGAAAGGAGAGAGUGAGGAGUCACAAUUAUGCCCAAAUGUCUGUCUUAACAUGUAAUUUCAUCUUAUAUUCAGUCUUAACAACUGGUGUUUCUUGACAUAAAAAGAGCCAGUCUGCCAAUGGGAUGAAAUGAAUUCCCUUGUUAAAGAGUGAAUUCAAUUUAUUUUAUAAGCGGGUACACAAAACUGUAGUAGGGUUUACUAUAAAUAGGCCUCAGAUGGAAACACUAUCAGAGUGAGGACGUCUCUGUUUGAGUUACAUUGAAACAAGUACAUUUGUUUCACCUGUUUGGCAGCAUAAUUUACUGUCUCGAAGAAGAGAGAAAUAAGAUUUUAAACAUAGGAUCCAAUCACUUGUUAAGAUAGACACUUCUGGCGGUGAUGAACUGAAAAGAAAGAGGACAAGAAAAGCUGCAAGUGCUCAAGAGAGAACCUGUGGAAGGGAGAGAUUGCCAUGGUCAGAGAAAUAGUCACAACAAGAUUCGAAAAAAGUGGUUGGUUUGGUAUUAAUAGAAGUUUUAAUGGUCUGUUCACUCCUGACGCUGACAAGCUGAUGCAAAGACUCUUUGGUUAAUAUCACCAACCAUUCUGAUUGGUUCUCGCCCUCAGAGCAGAGCACCUGAUUGGUCCCAGAGCCUGUCAGUCAUGACGGAGUGGGUGGGGACAGAAAGAGAAAUGAUUUAUUUGUCACUGAACGCAACAAUAGCCACAGUCAGAGGUACAAUAUAUAUAUUUAAAAAGAAAAGAGAAAUAUUGAUAAUUAAUACCGAUCUUAAAUAAGUUGUUUUUAACGUUUUGUACAUUUUUAUGUGAUCCAGAACUUUCAGGAAUUUUUCAGUCAGAGGAUCUACUUUGAGCUUAUUUUGAAAUUAAGAGUUUACAAAAGAUUACAAAAAAAAGCAAAUUUAUUGAAGUUUAUCGGGGUGAUGGGUGUUGAGAAAAUUUUAAACUAUUUUUUAAGACUACCGUCAGCGUUUGUUGACCCGGUAGCACCCUGGGUUUUUCCUACAGAGGCUAUAGCACAAAUAUUUUACACAGACCACAGAUUACAGCUGUUUCAGAUUAUGUGAUGUCAUUUUGGAAACAGGAGGGCGGCAACAGAGAAACUUUAGUCUGUUUGUGAUGAUGUGUUUUUGUUGAACUUCUAAACGUCUUCAGAGCUAAGUGUAAGCUCACUAAUCAAGGCAUCUUUUAGUGUGCUUUAAGAGAGUUUUAACAUAAACCGUAUAGGGGAGAAAAGAUUAUUUGUAGGCUUAUGAGAAGAAGUGGAAAAUAGUAUUGUUCGUCGAUGGUGUGGAGCUCUGUAUGUGUUUCAGAGGGAUUUGAAGUGAUGAUGCAUUCAAAAUGCCACAGAGGAACAGGUGUCCAACCACACUGCUGGUACGUGACACACGAUUGGACAAGUGAUGCGUUUAAUGGUCUAAAUCUCUCAGACAGGUUGCUCUUUGGUCGUUGAUGUUUUGAUCAGACCGAAUGAACAUGGUAGGAGUACAGUUGCAGGUAUUUAACUUCAGAUCAGCAUUCAUGUCACAAAUCAAAUUUGAAAUGAUUUGUAGCCAUUUCCAAGAGGAUCUGUGAUGACAUUAUGUUGAGCAUCCUGUGUUUAUCAUUUUAAUGACUGCAACUGUUUACACCCUUAAACAGAGUACAGGACGGUAAUUUUCUCAUUUUUACGUCAGUGACCGACAAGUCAGGAGUUGUGGGUGGGGAAUACGUUUCAAAGUUUAAGUAGAUAUAAAGAUGUGUUCAUUGACAUUCACUGUUGAUAUGGUUGAGGUUCCUAAAAAGUCUGGAGUCAAAGAAUAACAAUAUCAAACAUAAAACUGAGAAAGGAUGCAAAAACAAAAUUAAAAACCAUCUGUUUGGUACAAAAAAUUAGAACAAAGAAUGAACUUUACAUUGUCACUUUAUACAGUUAAUUUGUGUCAAAAUAUGUUGGGCUUUGUUUUACAGUAUAUCAUGUUGUCUAUUUUGACAUUACACAAAGGUCACAGUGUGAAACUGAGACGUAACCUUGUGACUUAAUCAGACCUGAAGCUCUGAUGAGAAAAGCAUCAGUCACUUUUGGGAACUGACAGCCAUCGCCAUGUGAUUGUUCAUCGUACAGACAGUGCCUGUCAGUUGUAGUAUAGAGUGGCUUUGAAUGGAGAGGAGAACAGAGAGGUGCAGCAGUGAGAAAUGACUUCAGAUCAAAUGAAAACAGAUGUUUUAUUUUAAAAAAAAAAGGUUUUGUUCAAGAUGUAGUUCGAUUUGGAUCAACUUCUCAGGAAAGGGCAUUAGCAGUUUAUGUUCAAAAUACAAAUAUAUGUCUAAAGAAAUACAGAAAAUAUAUAAAAAUAAAGAAUAUCACAGCAUACACCAUAUAGUUUAUCCAUAACAUGCAUACAUGUCUUGCUAUUAUGAAUAUCCAAACACUGUAUGUAUUCAUACUGAG
Morone saxatilis (striped sea-bass) is the source of this 4608-nucleotide messenger RNA. RefSeq names its product FERM domain containing 3 (gene frmd3). Gene Ontology annotation, cellular component: cytoskeleton. NCBI's taxonomy places the organism in Eukaryota, Metazoa, Chordata, Actinopteri, Moronidae. The record is from RefSeq and is a predicted model, not a curated record. The transcript is spliced from 17 exons. Gene Ontology annotation, molecular function: cytoskeletal protein binding. The coding region runs from base 238 to 2157 and encodes 639 amino acids.